Ricinus communis (castor bean) is the source of this 1123-nucleotide messenger RNA. RefSeq names its product rRNA N6-adenosine-methyltransferase METTL5. Gene Ontology annotation, biological process: rRNA methylation. Gene Ontology annotation, molecular function: nucleic acid binding; rRNA (adenine-N6-)-methyltransferase activity. The record is from RefSeq and is a predicted model, not a curated record. The transcript has 9 exons. The coding region runs from base 452 to 994 and encodes 180 amino acids. NCBI's taxonomy places the organism in Eukaryota, Viridiplantae, Streptophyta, Magnoliopsida, Malpighiales, Euphorbiaceae.
UUAGAAAAUAAUUUUUAUUUAUUUAUCCUUGAAAAAACAUGAAAAGUGAAUUUCAGUAUAUCCGCCAUAUUCAUUCUGAGAAGCUUUUGAAUUAGGGUUGUGAAAAAAAAAAAAGGAAAAGAAAAAGAAACCCGACACUUUUCUACUUUGAAUCUCUUAUCUCUCUUUAUUUCUCUGUUUGGUCAGAGGAAAAGUAAAAGAUGAAGCUGAAGCAAUUAGAAAGCCAUUUAGGUGAUCUUCAACAAUUCUCCAAUCCAAAGAUUGAGCUAGAGCAGUAUCCAACUGGACCUCACAUUGCUUCUCGCAUGCUCUACACUGUCUCUUUCUCCCCCGUUUUCACCAACAUAUUAUCAUCAUCACGAAAUAUAAUGUUUUUUUGUUGUUUCUAUCGUGCCUUCUCUUUAUAUCUCUUUCUUGUUUUCUGCUUCAGUCACUGUUUUUUCCAACUUCUAUGCGUCAUUUCCUCUUCUGGGCAGAAAAUUCAUUUGGUGAUGUGAGCAACAAGGUUGUGGCAGAUUUUGGCUGUGGGUGUGGCACCCUGGGUGCUGCAGCUGCUCUUCUGGGUGCAGAACAGGUUAUUGGCAUUGAUGUUGAUUCUGAAUCUCUUGAGAUAGCAUCACUAAAUGCGGAGGAACUUGAGUUGGACAUAAAUUUUAUUCAGUGUGACGUCCGGAACUUAGGAUGGAGAGGUCAUAUUGUUGAUACUGUUGUGAUGAAUCCUCCUUUUGGGACCCGAAAAAAAGGUGCUGACAUGGAUUUUCUUUCCGUGGCUUUAAAGGUUGCUUCUCAGGCUGUUUAUUCUUUGCACAAGACCUCAACAAGAGAUCAUGUGAAAAGGGCAGCCUUGCGAGACUUGGGUGCUAGUAGUGCUGAGGUUUUAUGUGAGCUUCGAUAUGAUGUACCACAGAUGUACAAGUUUCAUAAGAAGAGGGAGGUGGAUAUUGCUGUAGACCUCUGGCGAUUUGUACCCAAAAGUAGAGAAAAGGGCAUUUAACAUUAACACCGAAUUAAGAUUAUACUUGGGAUGUAUCCAGAUUAUGCAUGCAGCGGCAUCUUUCCAUGUGAAAAGUUACCAAGUAUCUAUCAGUAACAAUUGAUCAGAAAAUUCUCUUUUUCCCUUUCC